GUGAGAAUUCCUUCUGUUUGUAAGUUACCUGUUAACGGACUGGUGGAAUUUGGAGAACAUAGCGUACAUGUGCAUUAUUUUCACCAACCUUCAUGCGUAAUUUGGAAAUACAAUACCACGAAACUGUUCUUCAGAACAAUAGGCCGUUGACUGCCCGUUUUUAAACAAGGGGAGAAAAAGAAAUAUAGUUGGACAUUUUUUAGCGACGAACAGGAGGUAAUAAAUAGUUGGACUUCUGAAGCAUCUCAGAAGGUUGUGAAAAGGAGUCCUGGGCCUGUUUUUCUCUUGGCUGAGAAAAGAUGGCAGAGAAGAAGAAGGGAGGUCCAGGCAUGACCCUCUGUAAUCCGUGUCGCGUGGCUGUGGGCGUCGGCGUGACGGUUAUGCUACUGGGGGGCAUCAGCGUGGCUAUCUGGGCCUUAGUGACAUAUCUGAGCAAGGCAGAAGACACAGGGUUGUACGAUGUUCAGGUGAGCGCAGCAGACAAGCGUCUAAGGGUGUUUGACUCCACUCAACGCAGGUGGAGACACAUCUGUUCCUCCAGUGCCGAUCAGCUCCUGGCCUCCAUCAGCUGUGAAGAGAUGGGUUUCGUCAGGGUGGUAAACUUCUCCAGCAUCCAACAAAGCAAUGACCACGAAUUCUUCUGUGUCAAAGAAAAUGAGCUAACCUUCGGCAAAAAGAUAUCAACAGUACUUUACCCAUGUGAGUGUGAAAGUGGAGAGAUUCUUGCAUUGACCUGCCAAGAGUGUGGUCGUCGGAGCGUAACUGAGGAGCGUAUAGUGGGGGGGCUGAAUGCCAGGCAGGGCCGCUGGCCGUGGCAGGUCAGUCUGCAGUAUGACGGCGUGCACCAGUGCGGAGGAUCCAUCAUAUCCGACCGCUGGAUAGUCAGCGCUGCUCACUGCUUCCCUGAGCGAUACCGUAACGUGGUGAGGUGGAGGGUGCUCCUUGGCUCCAUCUACAACAACCCCACGCAUAAGAACGUGGUGAUCGCCGAGGUGCAGACGGUGGUCUAUCACAGCAGCUACCUGCCCUUCGUAGACCCCAACGUGGACGACAACAGCAGAGACAUCGCCGUGCUGGCUCUCACCACCCCUCUGCAGUUCACCGAUUACGUGCAGCCAGUGUGCCUGCCUGCCCAUGGACAGAGGCUGGUGGACGGGCAGAUGGGCUAUGUGACUGGCUGGGGCAACACGGGAUACUACGGAGCUCUUGCCAACAUUCUACAAGAAGCCAGUGUUCCGAUCAUCAAUGACGCUGUCUGCAACGCCCCCGAUUACUAUGACAACCAGAUCACCACCAGCAUGUUCUGUGCGGGAUUUGAAAAGGGCGCGAUCGAUGCAUGCCAGGGAGACAGCGGUGGUCCGUUUGUGGCCGAGGACUGCCUAUCCAAGACCAGUCGCUACCGCUUGCUGGGCGUGGUGAGCUGGGGCACGGGCUGUGCCAUGGCCAAGAAGCCCGGAGUCUACACCAGAGUGUCUCGCUUCCUGCCGUGGAUAUCCACCGCUAUGAGGACCUAUGAAGGCAAUCCUGGAGUGCAUAAGAUGGCUCGGACGUCAUGAACUGUCUUUGGGACACAGCCCAUGAGAUGAAGGAAAGAAACACAAUAUCUUCUUGUUCUUGAAUGUUCCUAAAGGCCUUUUGUGGAUGUCACAUAUCAAUCCUGUCUUUGGGUCCUGAUCCCUAACUGGAUUGAUGCUUGAAUGUCAAAAAAAAAUCAUCACAAAAUAAGGAUUUAUGAGAAAUCUAUUAGUGCUACUUCGACACCAAAGAGUGGGAAAGAACAGGAUGUAUGGGGAUCGAUCGCACAUUUCAAAUUAAGAGCCUGCUUGCUUGCAUUCUGUUUGGUUUGCAGAUUGUGAAGACAUUUUGUACGAUGAAUGAGUCAUGCCAAGUCAUUCACAGACUUGUUGGUUUUUAUUGUAGCAAUGAGAAUAUGAUGUAUUUAUAGUAUGUAUGUGUUGCCUUUAUGUUGUGUUGCCUAUACAUUAGAGUAAAUCAUGACUUUCACAAUCUCUCAGAAAGAAAUAACCAUAAUUGUGCAUUAGACAAUUCAAGAAGGACUUAUGACUUGAUGACUUAAUGUUAAGGGGAAUACCUUUGGAAAGACAACGGAACUUCUAAUGUCUUAAUGUUUUUUUGCUAGCAUGCAAAGUUAUGCUCCCUUCUGUAAAAACAGACCAUUGGUUUGGGGUGGGGCACUGGAGUGGGUGAGCGCAGUUUAGGGACAAUUAUACUGAAAGGACAGACAUUCUGUUUACAUUACAGUUGGAGCCACUGAUUUUGUGCCGUCUUCUCUUGACUGCACCAUGAUUGUUGCCAGGCCACGCCCUCCUAGUGACGCAACACCUCCGGCGUUGCUUCUAGUCAGGUCAAGAGCAAUGUAAAUAUCGUUUCUGAUCUCCACCCACUCCACCCCAGUCAACCAGUAGCAAACCUAGGGAGGUGGGUCAAGCUUGCCGUUUGAGAAACGUUCAUUGUUAUGCUCUUGGUCAGACCAAGUCUCGAAGAGAUUUGAAAGUUGAUGAUAAUCAGGCCACCAUGAUUGCUCCUUGCAAGGUCCAGCUCGAGACACAUUCGAAGUACAUAACGAAAGUUGCAUGGUAUGCGGAUAGAACGGGGGGGAAAAUAAGUGGCUCUAACUGUGUGAGCAUACAUUUGUGAAAGACAUGAAAUAAUUUCAAAACAUUUGGUAUCCAAAUGUUGCUUUGUCCCUCUGUGUUGAGAUUGCAAUGAAGCUCAAGUUAGGAAGACGUUACUGGCUCCAGUUUUGCAUUUCCUCCAUACGUAUGCCAAAGUCAUUACACAUCUGCCUCAAUAUACAGGUUUUUAUGCCAAAAAGUGCCAUUAACACACACAUAUCUGAGUACAAUAUCAGCAUACAUUAGCAUCACAACAUUAUGUCUGUUCAUGCCUGCACUGACGUACAGUAAAUACUGGUUGCAAGCUGGAGCCAUGAGCAUCUGUUGCCUAGCAGCAGAGGUGGCCACUGGGAGGGAGAUCAUGCAUUCCUUCUAUCUCCUCCUCACAGUUGACUUGAUCCAUCAGCGCUACCUUGUGGAAGAGUUGUGUUCAAUAUGCACAGAGAAAUGAAAGUGUGACUGUGUACCUGUGGGUAAAACUAUUUCUGUCAAGUGCAUUAUGUACAUACCAAAGUAUCCCUUUACCGCACAUCAUGUUGAUCUGCCACAAUAUAGAACCAUGUAAAAAAGUUAUUGGAAGCAUGAAAAGGUUCUCCAGGGAACCCUUAGGUCCUCCGCACACUGGUUCCGACAGCACUGCAGAGCACCUUCGGUUCCGACAAUUUCGAUUGCCCACGGACACUGCCGUAGAAAUGCUAUAAAUGGAAUGGUUAAUUUCAUCACAGCAGAACAUGGGUAAACAUUAGCGGCUCGAACAAAAUUGAACUUUGCCGUAAUUGGCAGCUGACAUCCUGGGACAUUGGCGCUGGUGUGUGGGGUUGUAUUGAAAGCAGUGGAAUUGAACGUUAGCAGAUCAGUGCUCUGCACUUUGUCGGAAACAGUGUACAGAGGCCCUUAGGGGCUCUUCACAGUGGCAAUUCAAGGGUUCCUCUUCAGUUCACCACUACGAAGGAACCCCUAAAGAGAGCCCUGGAAGCAUCCAUAUGUUAUCAGAGAACCUUUGGGGUCUCCCCCACAUGGCAACUGAAGUGUCUUCAAGGAACCUUUUAAUUUUCCAGCGGAAUAUGUUAUAGGACAUCGACUUCCUGAAACCAGAAUGUUCACCUCAGCUAAUUUGUCAAACUUGUCUUUUUAAAGCCACCCAAACCAUUAUGUUGCCAAAAAACAGAGAUUAGGCUCCAAAACAUAUGCGGGACUAUGCUGGAAGAUUUUUUUCUCUUUGUUUUUGUUUUGUUUUGCUUUUUUGAUUGUUUUUUUUGUCAAUAUGCUUCAUCAUGUGACAGUAUUUUCCAUGAACUAAGGGUUGGAAUUGAAGUAUGAGCAGUAUGAGGACAUUUUUCAAGCGACAAAGUUAAAAUUUCGUAAUCAGUAUUUUCUUUGCCUGUUCCUGAAUAUUGUACAUACACGUGUAGCUCUGUUGUGUAAUUAAUGAAGUCUUUUUCACA
Molecule: messenger RNA, 4081 nt
Organism: Engraulis encrasicolus (European anchovy)
Lineage: Eukaryota; Metazoa; Chordata; Actinopteri; Clupeiformes; Engraulidae
Gene: hpn
Product: hepsin
Exons: 13
Coding region: 300-1556 (418 amino acids)
Biological process (GO): proteolysis
Cellular component (GO): membrane
Molecular function (GO): serine-type endopeptidase activity; serine-type exopeptidase activity
Source: RefSeq, a predicted model, not a curated record